UGUAAAGAUAUUAUACUAUAGUUAAUCGGUCUAAUAAAUUUAAUUCCAAAAUUAACCCUACGCAAGUUAGUCCAACGCGCCUCCACAGGAGCGUCGCGCACACAAAACACACCCUUUCUGGUACUCGCUUAGCGAAACGGCACAAAACUCCCGCGUCCAUGCAAAUUACCCUCACAGGCAACAAACAAACACACAGUUCACACACUUUCUCACACUCACUCUUCUCUCUCUCUCUCUCAUCACCCCCAAAAUCCCCCUCCAUUAAUUAUCAGUAUUAUCCCAAUAUUCCCCAAAAGGGAAAAGAAAAGAAAUCUGCUCAUUUGCUUUCCAUUUAUCAGUAUUCACUCUCCCAGAUUCUUCAUUCAAUUGUAACAUCCGACCUAAUACAGAUCGAUACAUUGCGUCAACGUAACGCCUAAAAUAUUCACAAUCAAUUUUUAUUUUUUUUUGGCUGUUGCUGUUUGAUUGCUCGACAGGAAGGAUUAAUGGCGGCGGAACCGACUGUACCGGCGGCACCUGCGUCUCUGUACGUUGGGGAUUUGCAGAAAGACGUGACGGAUGGUAUGCUUCUCGAGGCUUUCGCGGAGUUCAAGAGCCUUGCCUCCGUCCGCAUCUGCCGUGACUCGUCCACCAACACCUCUCUCUGUUAUGGCUACGUCAAUUUCGUCUCGCCUCAAGAUGCCAUUCGUGCUAUCGAGGAGAAAAAUCAUUCCAUAUUGAAUGGAAGAGCGAUAAGGGUUACGUGGUCGCACCGUGACUCGGAUGCAAGAAGAAGUGGAAUUGGAAAUGUCUUUGUCAAGAACUUGAAUGAUUCGAUCGAUAGUGUGAAACUUCACGAAAUGUUUCAGAAGUUUGGUAAUAUAUUAUCCUGUAAAGUUGUCACUUCUGAUGAUGGUAAGAGCAAAGGAUAUGGCUUUAUCCAGUUUGAAACUGAAACUUCUGCAAAAGCUGCCAUCGAAGAGCUCAAUGGAUCGACCAACGGGGGAAAACAGAUGUUUGUGGGUAAGUUUGUGAAGAAGAAUGACCGAGCUGCUCCUAGUCUUGAAGCUAAGUACACAAAUCUGUACGUGAAGAAUUUGGACACAAGUUUCUCCGAAGAAGUCCUUAAGGAAAAGUUUUCUGAAUAUGGAAAAAUUGUAAGCUUAGUCAUUUCAAAAGAUGGGAAUGGUGCAUCAAGAGGCUUUGGAUUCGUCAACUUCGAGAACCCAGACGAUGCUAAAUCUGCAGUGGAAGCUUUACAUGGAUCGCAACUUGGCUCAAAGAUUUUAUAUGUAUCUCGGGCACAGAAAAAAACUGAACGUGAGGAAAUGCUGCGCCGCCAUUUUGAGGAGAAAAGGAAAGAACAGAUCCAAAAAUACCAGGCUUCGAAUGUGUACGUGAAGAAUAUUGAUGAUGAAAUCACUGAAGAGGAGCUGAGGCAACAUUUUAGUCAGUGUGGCACAAUUACCUCUGCAAAGAUUAUGCGAGAUGAUAAAGGAGUGAGCAGGGGUUUUGGAUUUGUUUGCUUCUCCAGGCAGGAGGAGGCAAAUAAAGCUGUGUACACUUUCCAUGGAAUCAUUUUGCGUCGGAAGCCAUUGUACGUGGCAAUUGCUCAAAGGAAAGAGGAACGACAAGCCCAGCUGCAGGUACUAUACGCUCAGCGUAUGGCAGGAUUAGCAGGAUCAUCAGCUGUUCUUCCUGGUGGAUACCCUCAUCUUUAUUAUCCACCACCUGGCGUUGUUCCACAAAUUCCUGCACCACCUAGCCUGAUGUAUCAGCCUACUGGAAUCAGGCCUGGAUGGAGAGCUAACGGCAUUCCAAAUCCUUCUAGACCUGCACUUCAUCAAUCUUCAAUCACCAUGUUACCUAACAAUUCAAGAAACCACAGACAGAACAGAGCAAGGAUGAAUGGGCAUGUUCUUCCACAGGGUGCUAGUCUGACAUAUGGAGCACAUCUGCAACAGCCGUACCUUUCUAUGGCUACAUCGAAAGAUUCAGGCAACCAACAACAGAUUGUAGUUGGUGCUGAGGGGUCACAGAUGUUAAGUAGCUUGCUUGCUGCUGCCCCUCCAGAGCAACAGAAGCAUAUACUUGGGGAGCGUCUUUUUCCGCUUGUUCGUCAUCAUCAGCCUGAGUUAGCGGCAAAGAUAACAGGAAUGCUACUGGAGAUGGACAACUCGGAACUUCUAGUACUAUUAGACUCGGCAGAGUUACUAGCAGCCAAAGUGGAAGAGGCUGUUGAGGUGCUCAAACUCUCCAAGUCCAAACUCUCCAACCAAGACUCGCUUCGUUCCAACUACCUCUCUGCUGGAGUAGCCGUGAACUAAACGGAAGGCUGAUUGGUUGCCAUUUUUUUAUUACGUAUCUAUCUCUACAUUAUUCAUUCAUUAGGAUCAUUUAUUUUUUGUUUUCGUUUUUCCAAUCCAGCGACUUUUUUUUUUUUUUUUUUAAUUUAUUUUCUUGGAACUUAUUUAAAUGCUCUUGAGUUUUAGCAUUGGAUCUGAGUUUUAUAGCCACAAUAUCUGAUGAUGAAUAAUUUGACUAUUUGCAACUAUAUUUUAGUUAAUCUUUUUUUUUUU
Messenger RNA from Erythranthe guttata (spotted monkey flower), 2558 nucleotides. Lineage: Eukaryota; Viridiplantae; Streptophyta; Magnoliopsida; Lamiales; Phrymaceae. The record is from RefSeq and is a predicted model, not a curated record.